Molecule: messenger RNA, 1653 nt
Organism: Saccostrea cuccullata (small rock oyster)
Lineage: Eukaryota; Metazoa; Mollusca; Bivalvia; Ostreida; Ostreidae
Product: sushi, von Willebrand factor type A, EGF and pentraxin domain-containing protein 1-like
Exons: 9
Coding region: 77-1567 (496 amino acids)
Source: RefSeq, a predicted model, not a curated record
UAAACCAGGAGACAGUUAUAAGACUAUUACACACGGACUUGGUAAAAACCCAGAUUUGGUUGUUGUACAGUUAAAAAUGAACGAUGGCAAUGUUUCCGAGGCAGCAGGUGUGACAUUUAAUUCACAUGCCUUUACUCAUCAAACUAUCUGCGGGACUGUUUUUGCAUUUAAUGACCAAGAAAUCCGUCUUUGGUCUAUGUCCGAUUAUGUGGCUUGUGCAGACGAUGGAUGGGGAGCAGAGAGCUUUAGUGGCGACACUGCUAGUCUGUAUAUCCAGGCCUGGAUACUCGACUCCUGUAAUAAGCAUUUCUCGACACAAUUCACACUUGAUAAGAGCGACACAAACACUGUCGAGCGAGUGAGUCUGGAUUCGGUGUAUAGUUUAGAUUCAGCAUUUGUUUCUGUUCUGAUGAAAGUAUCAUCUCCAAACAACGACGGUUUCAUUUUUCACGCUGGCGGUAGUGCCAUGAUUGAUACAUCUAAUGACACAUAUGGAGCUAUAAUAUACGGAUACAAUGAGACAGAAGUUCUGCUCUGGAGACCAUCCCAGACAAAUACAAAUGGACAUUUGGUUUACGUGGGUGGAGAGUGGGGAGACGGGCAAAGUAAUCAAGAAAGUGACUUUGUUGAAGUCAUCGUUAAAGUUAUUGACAUUACAGAUUGUCCAAUCCCUCCUGACAUUUUCAAUGCAUAUAAGCUAUAUGAUGGAGUAACUAAUGGUAGCAAAGCUCUGUACGCUUGUAAGACUGGGUUCACUGAAAGUUCUGAUGACGUCAUGAUUAAGUGUAUAGAGGGCACAUGGUCUAAUUCGGCAAUGUUCUGUAAAGUUGUUUGUCCAUCACCUCCCACUGUUGAAAAUGCAGCAGUUUUUGUGCAGGACAAUAGAGCAAAAUAUUUCUGUUUAACGGGAUAUUUCACAUUGAAAAAUACAGUUGACGUCAUUGAAUGCAGAAACAGUAUCUGGCCGUCCACUGACUUUAAAUGUAUAAAAUAUUGUCCUGAUCCACCUAACAUUGCUAACGCUGACGUUAUGGUCUCUAAGAAUGUUGCUCUAUACUCCUGCCGCGAGGGAUUUCUUCCAAAAUCUGGAAACAACACAACAAACUGCUUACUAUAUGAGUGGCAGAAGACAAACUUCACUUGCUACGCGUCAUCUUGUGGUCCAGUUCCUAAUAUAACAAACGCUGAUUUUCUACUUGAUAAUGACGUAGCCAUGUAUGCAUGUCGCUAUGGAUACAGACCAACAAAUGCAGACAAUAAAAUAACACGUAUGUCUGGAAAGUGGACCCAUACCAGUUUGCAGUGCCAAGAUACAACAAAGGGACUCAGAAGCUAUAUCACCAAUGAGACGCUUGCAGAAUGGAUUCAACAGAUGAAGAAGAAUCUAUCCGUUCAUAAAUUAAACACCAGUGCCUAUAACAGAAGUUUGAUCAGUGUUUACGAAUCUCGUCCCAGUGCCGUACAGAUAGGAAGUGUUGGGGUCUUUCUGAUAAGUUUUACGAUAGUAAUUUUAAUUUUACCGGAUAUAGUUGCUCUUGUCAAAAACUUGUGUAAAAAAAAUAAAUAAGAAAUUUUGUCAACGUCGUAGGGGAAGGGAUGCAAAAUGAUGAUUGCUGUGAAAUCGUGUAUUUGGAGGGGGUUAAUUUUCGUGGU